AAAGGCAUACAAUAUUUCCAUGGAAGAACAAAAACAUUCCCUUAUCAGCACAAAACAAGAACUUCCCCCCAUAGUGGCCAUGAUGCCAAGCCCAGGAAUGGGACAUCUCAUCCCAAUGAUUGAGUUCGCAAAGAGACUCACUCGCCACCACAACCUCCACGUCAAGUUCUUCAUACCCACCAGCACCCCUCCGACAAAGCCCCAAAUCACCCUCUUCAGCUCCUUGUCACGUGCCAUUUCGCAUGUGUUCCUCCCCCAAGUCUCUCUCUCAGACCUUCCACCCAACACCAAAAUCGAAACCCUAAUCUUCCUCACCGUCCUCCGCUCUCUCCCUUCUCUCCGCCACUCCCUCGUCGCCACCCACCAUGUCACCGCCCUCAUCGUCGACCCCUUCUGCACCGACGUCUUCGACGUCGCCGGAGAACUCAACAUCCCCUCUUACAUCUUUUUCACCUCUACGGCCAUGGCUUUGUCCUUCGUCUUUUACCUACCCCGACUCGACCAAGAAGUUCAUAGCGAGUUCAGGGACCUCCCUGAACCGGUUCACAUCCCCGGUUGCAUUCCCAUUCACGGUAAAGACUUGAUGGACCCGGUUCAAGACCGAAACGACGACACCUAUAACUUGCUCCUCAGUAACUGCAAGCGGUUCAGUUUGGCCAAAGGAAUCAUAGCCAACAGUUUUGCCGAGCUUGAACCCCAAGUUAUUAAGUUGUUGCUAAAGGAAGAACCGGGUAGACCGCCGGUUUAUCCGGUCGGACCGCUAGUUAAUAAAGACAUUGCUCAAACCGAGGAUAAGUGCUUAUGUUUGAAGUGGUUGGAUGAGCAGCCACGUGGCACUGUUGUGUUUGUGUGUUUUGGCAGCGGUGGAACCCUGUCCCGUGCUCAAACAGAAGAACUUGCUUUGGGGUUGGAAAUGAGUGAGAAAAGGUUCUUGUGGGUUGCGAAGUGCCCCAAUGAUUACAUUCCCAAUGCUUCUUAUUUGACUGUGGAUUCUGACCCUGACCCUCUUGAUUUCUUGCCAAAUGGGUUUCUGGAGAGGAACAAAGGGAGGAGCCUGGUGGUGCCGAAUUGGGCCCCACAGGCCCAAGUCCUGAGUCAUGGAUCCACCGGUGGGUUUGUGAGCCAUUGCGGUUGGAACUCAAUCCUUGAGAGUGUGUUGAAUGGGGUGCCAUUAGUGGCUUGGCCACUCUAUGCGGAGCAGAAGAUGAAUGCUGUUUUGGUCACAGAAGACAUAAAAGUGGCUCUUAGACCAAAGGUUUGUGAGAGUGGAUUGGUGGAAAGAGAAGAAAUAGCGAGUGUUGUGAAGAAGCUUAUGGAAGGAGAGGAAGGGAAGAAGCUUCUUCACCGUAUGAAAGAGCUUAAGGUGGCAGCUGCAAGAACUUUUGGUGAAAAUGGUUCUUCAACCAAGCAAAUUUCUCAGUUGGCUCUAAAGUGGAAGGACGAAACAACAGCAUGCAUAAUCUAAUUGAAGUUGCUACUUAUUUCUUGUUGGAUACUGUAAAAUAAUUUUCUCCAACGUUGUAUUUCUCAAUAAUGUGUUGAAUAAAUACAUGAAGUU
This is a messenger RNA of Abrus precatorius (Indian licorice), 1558 nucleotides long. Its product is annotated as hydroquinone glucosyltransferase-like. The transcript has a single exon. Gene Ontology annotation, molecular function: UDP-glycosyltransferase activity. The coding region runs from base 20 to 1465 and encodes 481 amino acids. The record is from RefSeq and is a predicted model, not a curated record. NCBI's taxonomy places the organism in Eukaryota, Viridiplantae, Streptophyta, Magnoliopsida, Fabales, Fabaceae.